AUGUCUUCAGUGGAAAGAAUAAUUGAGUUUUUACCUAACGAAUAUGGAUAUGUAAUAUUAGUAGGAUGUGGCAGUGUAGCUGUUAACAUGUGGAUGGCCUUUAAAGUUGGUGCUGCUAGAAAGAAGUAUGGUGUUGAGUACCCCAAACUAUACAGUGACGACAAUGAUACAUUCAACUGUAUUCAAAGAGCUCAUCAAAACACACUUGAGGGAUAUCCACAGUUUCUAAUGUUAUUGUUUGUUGGAGGAUUACAAUACCCUAAAGUCACAGCUGGUUUAGGAGCUGUGUGUUUACUUGGAAGAAUAGCCUAUGCCUUGGGCUAUUACUCUGGAGGUAAGCUUAUAGAUUUAGAUUUUUGUGAUUAUCUUCCUGAUGUGAUAUGA
Molecule: messenger RNA, 384 nt
Organism: Lottia gigantea (owl limpet)
Lineage: Eukaryota; Metazoa; Mollusca; Gastropoda; Lottiidae
Exons: 4
Coding region: 1-384 (127 amino acids)
Cellular component (GO): nuclear envelope; endoplasmic reticulum; membrane
Molecular function (GO): glutathione peroxidase activity; glutathione transferase activity
Source: RefSeq, a predicted model, not a curated record